AUGUCACAAAUCACCUACGCCGAUAGUGUCGUCAUCUACAAGCUCAUCUAAGUCAUUGGAGCCGCAGCGCAACUGGCUGCCAUCGGUGAUUCUCAUCCUCGCACUGCCGAGACCAUCGCAUUGGUGACUGCUGUCUUGGGUCUUUCGCCUCUGCUGCUGGCCACAUUGGGUGUACUUGCACGAGUCUACCACUCCAUCCUCAAGCAACCGUGGGGUACCGUAUUUUCCCUCGUCCUUCUCAAGAUGAUCCAAACACCCGCUGCCAUUGCUUUGAUCCUCUGCAUCGUGGGGGCAACCAACGCCAAUGAUCCGGCAGAGAUUGACUCAGAAUCCACUGUUCAUGUUGGCAUCAUCCUCUACACUUUAGUCUUUGCAGCACUUGUUUGCCCUCACCGGCGGGGCUAUAUUUGGGAGACGAGUUACCGGACAAGGCGAGGUGUCGCUGCUCUUCGCCGUGUCCCUAGCGCUACCUUUCCUGGCGAUUCGAAUUCUCUACGCACUCUUUGCCGCGUUUUCUAA
Molecule: messenger RNA, 519 nt
Organism: Cladophialophora psammophila CBS 110553
Lineage: Eukaryota; Fungi; Ascomycota; Eurotiomycetes; Chaetothyriales; Herpotrichiellaceae
Exons: 3
Coding region: 244-519 (91 amino acids)
Source: RefSeq, a predicted model, not a curated record